AUGAGUAGCAUAAGGGCAAGGCUAAGGCCAAGACCGAUGCCAUUGAAUAUAUUUCAGGACAUAGAUGGAUUGCCUCGGAUUAUAUUGACUGAGCCAACUGGUUCAUCCGCAGAGGUGCUUCUAAAUGGAGGGCAGGUUGUUUCUUGGAAGAACGAACGGAAGGAAGAGUUGCUUUUUAUGAGCACCAAGACUAACUGGAAACAAUCCAAAGCAAUCAGAGGUGGUAUAUCAGUUUGCUCUCCAGAGUUUGGGAAUACUGGUUCACUAGAACAACAUGGAUCUGCAAGAAACAGAUUGUGGUCAUUGGAUAGGGACCCUUCUCCUCUACCUCCAUCAGACAAUCAGUGCUCUGUUGAUCUGAUAUUGAAGUCAACAGGAGUUGACUUAAAGACCAGACCAUGUAGUUUUGAGUUUCGGCUCAUUCUGAUUCCAAGAGUCAGAAACACUGAUAAUAAAGCACUUUCUUUUACACUGUCAAUAAGCAACUAUUUGUCUGUAUCAGAUAUCAGUGAAGUGCGCAUCGAGGGAUUGGAGACACUUGAUUAUUUUGACAAUUUGAUGAACAGAUCAAGGUUCACAGAGCAGGCAGAUGCAGUUACUUUUGAUGGCCAUAUGGACAGGGUGUACUUGUGCACCCCAACAAAGAUUGCUAUCAUAGACCAUGAGAAAAAAAGAACUUUUGUACUGCAGAAGAAUGCAAUGCCAGAUGCAGGGGUAUGGAAUCCAGGGUAUAGGAAGGUGAAGGCUCUACCUGAUAUGGGGAAUGAUGAUUACAAGUUCAUGAUAUGUGUGAAUUCUGCAGCUAUUGAAAACCCAAUUGUCUUGAAGCCCUAUGAAGAGUGGAAGGGCUAUCAAGAGCUCUCUACUGUUUCAUCAAGCUAUUGCAGUGGACAAUUGGAUCCUCGAAAAGUUCUUUAA
This is a messenger RNA of Abrus precatorius (Indian licorice), 918 nucleotides long. Its product is annotated as putative glucose-6-phosphate 1-epimerase. Lineage: Eukaryota; Viridiplantae; Streptophyta; Magnoliopsida; Fabales; Fabaceae. The transcript has 8 exons. Bases 1 to 918 code for a protein of 305 amino acids. Gene Ontology annotation, biological process: carbohydrate metabolic process. The record is from RefSeq and is a predicted model, not a curated record. Gene Ontology annotation, molecular function: isomerase activity; carbohydrate binding.